AUGUCUGCCACUCUUCUUUUGCUUGCUGCUCUCCCAAGUGCACUGGGUCUUGCCCGCCCUGACGGUGUUGGGACCCUUCCUGCGCUGGGUUGGAACAGCUGGAACGCGUACUUCUGUGAUGUCAAUGAAACGAAACUUCUCAGUGCCGCCAAUCUCAUCAUUUCACUAGGCCUCAAGGACGCAGGCUAUGAAUAUGUGAACAUUGAUGAUUGCUGGAGUAUCAAGGACGGCCGCGACAAUACAACGCAACAGAUCAUCCCAGAUCCAAACAAAUUUCCUAACGGUAUCGUUGGAGUCGCAUCGGAGAUCCACAACCUCGGUCUCAAAACUGGCAUCUACUCCAGUGCUGGUACAAAGACUUGCGCGGGCUACCCUGCAUCCAUUGGAUAUGAAUACAUUGAUGCUGCCACGUUUGCCGGCUGGGGGAUUGAUUACCUCAAGUACGACAACUGUUACGUGCCAGGCAAUUGGUCCGACGCAAAGGCUUCCGGUGACAACUACAACUACAGCACCUCGAAUACGGCAGAACGUUACCGUAUCAUGAGGGACGCCCUUGUUGCCCAAAACCGUACCAUCCUCUACUCCUUGUGUGAAUGGGGUCAGGCGAAGGUCUGGACGUGGGGCAACGAGACCGGCAACUCGUGGAGAACUACUGGCGACAUUACUCCCGAUUGGAACAGCGUAAUGUCGAUCUUUAACGAGCAGACCUUCAUAUCAAACUACACGGACUUCACCGGCCACAAUGAUCCUGAUAUGCUCGAAGUCGGCAAUGGCAAUCUCACCCUAACCAAAACGCGCAGUCACUUCGCCCUGUGGUCUCUCAUGAAGGCACCGCUCAUUAUUGGAACUGACUUGAGUAAACUCAGUCAGGAGAACCUCGACAUUCUGCUUAACAAGUACUUGCUCGCUUUCAACCAGGAUGCAGUCUACGGCGCUCCAGCAGAACCCUACAAAUGGGGUGUGAACACCGAUCAGACAUACAACCGCACGAAUCCGGCCGAGUUCUGGUCUGGAGACUCUUCCAACGGAACAAUAGUCGCCAUGCUGAAUACACUUGACUCCACCCGCACGAUGCGUGCCGACUUCGGCGAGAUCCCUGGACUUGACGCUGACGGCCCAUACAAGAUGUUGGACGCUUGGACUGGUGAGAGCGCAGGUUGCGUCAAAGGCGGCCUCGACGCGCAAGUGGAGAGUCACGACACGGCAGUCUACUUGAUUCAAGAAUAUUGCGAGUGCUGA
Recurvomyces mirabilis is the source of this 1239-nucleotide messenger RNA. RefSeq lists its product as uncharacterized. Gene Ontology annotation, molecular function: alpha-galactosidase activity. Lineage: Eukaryota; Fungi; Ascomycota; Dothideomycetes; Mycosphaerellales; Teratosphaeriaceae. The record is from RefSeq and is a predicted model, not a curated record. Gene Ontology annotation, cellular component: cytoplasm. Gene Ontology annotation, biological process: oligosaccharide metabolic process; glycoside catabolic process. Bases 1 to 1239 code for a protein of 412 amino acids. The transcript has 4 exons.